Messenger RNA from Cooperia oncophora, 457 nucleotides. Lineage: Eukaryota; Metazoa; Nematoda; Chromadorea; Rhabditida; Trichostrongylidae. The record is from the annotation of a GenBank genome assembly.
CGUGCCAGAUUUUGUAAUUAAAGACCCUCAAGAGGCUCCAGUCUGGGAAAUUACAGGAGCAGAGUUCUCCAAAUCAGAAAACCAUUCCGCUGGUGGUAUUUCCAUCCGCUUCCCACGGGUGACGCGUAUUCGAAAUGAUAAGGAUUGGAAGAGUGCUACCAAUCUGGCGGAGUUGAAGAAGCUGUAUGAGUGCUCGAAAACGAAAACCGAUUUUGAUCGUUCGACGGAAGACGAAACUCCAUUGUAUGUAAAAGAAGGCAUGGAUCAUGGCGAUGUAGAGGAAAUGGUUGCGGAAUCCGUUGAAGCCCUUAUUGAGACUUCUGGAACAGGCAAGAGGAAGCAUAAGGAGGAGAAUGAGGAGAAUGAACCUGAAACUGUAGAGGCUAAAAAGCCGAAAACGGAAGAAGCGGAAGAAGAUGCUGAGCAAUGCCCGCCCGGAAAAACGCCAUGCAAGUAG